UGCGAAUUGCGCGUAUUGUCGUAAGUAGUAAAUAGGUACUUCAUUCAGUUCAGUCGGUAUUGAAUAGUCUCCUUCCUUAGUUCCGUAGCUAGUCAAUAAUAAUAUUAUGACUCAUAAGAACUGGGGUAGUGGGAAUGUUCGGUUGAUAUAAAGCGCACCAAAUACAAAUGCACAAUACUCAUUCUGUCAUAUUGCUGUACGGGUUCACUAAAAACGCGGAAUAGUGCUUCGGAGUUCCUUGUUUGACGACUAUCUUUGUUCUUGUUUUUUAUUUGUAACUUUUUCGUUUGUGCCAUUAUGGAAUUCCCACACUUAGGUCAGAACUGCAGCAAAGAGACGUGUAAACGUUUUGAUUUCCUGCCAGUUAAAUGCGAUGCCUGUUCGGGUAUAUUUUGUUCUGAUCACAUGAGCUAUAGCAGCCAUCAAUGUCAAUCUGCUUACAAAAAAAAUGUACAAGUACCCAUGUGUCCUUUGUGCAACAAACCAGUACCUAUACCACGGGGUCAAGAACCAGAUUUUACUGUUGGGCAACAUAUUGACAAUGACUGUCGGUUUACUGAGGGUAGAAAGGUGUUCACAAAUAGAUGCACGGUAACAAAAUGUCGAGGCAAGGAAGCUGUGCCUUUAGUAUGUAGUGAAUGUCGUCAAAAUCAUUGUUUUAAACAUCGUCAUCCUUUAGACCAUGGUUGCACUGGUAGUGCAAAAUCUGUCCAAAGAAAAGUGACGGAUGUUAAAAAUAUAUUUGGAACCAGUGGAAUCAUAAAAAAAGCUUUCACUGCAUCUGCAAUACAGGGAAAUAUGAGUGAAGAUGAAGCAUUAGCUAAAGCCUUAGCUGAGUCUGAACGUAUGACUAACGAAAAUACCACUAGUCCUCAAGCAAGAUGUUCUGUCGCAUAAAAUUGUUAAUUUUUAUUAAAUUAAGCACAAAAUAUCAUAUUUUUAUUAAUAUUUUUAAAACUUUAAAUUUUAUAAGAUUAUUAUACAUUCCAGACAUUUAUCUUAUGUAUCAUAGUGAAAUAUUUUAUUUAUAUGUUAAUAUUAUGAUUGUGUAUUUUAAGCUGUACCAUUUAAAAUCAACCCACUUCAUAAAACUGAAUAACCUGAAAAAAUACUCCGUCCUUGUUGGUGUUCAUAUUUUAAUUUUAAAUUUCUUCAAUUAAAAUUUACCAUACAUUAAAUAUUAAAAAUGAAUAAAAUUGUUACUUUAUUAUUAAUUUACUUACAAAUUUAAAUAAUUGAAAAUGUUGUAAUAUGAUGGUAUUUUUGUGUAUAUAUAAUAUGUAUUUUUUUCUUUUUACAAAUAUUAAACGGGUAUUAAAAUUA
Aphis gossypii (cotton aphid) is the source of this 1323-nucleotide messenger RNA. Its product is annotated as AN1-type zinc finger protein 2A. Gene Ontology annotation, cellular component: endoplasmic reticulum; cytoplasm. The record is from RefSeq and is a predicted model, not a curated record. Lineage: Eukaryota; Metazoa; Arthropoda; Insecta; Hemiptera; Aphididae. The transcript has 6 exons. Gene Ontology annotation, biological process: proteasome-mediated ubiquitin-dependent protein catabolic process; protein targeting to ER. Bases 298 to 897 code for a protein of 199 amino acids. Gene Ontology annotation, molecular function: zinc ion binding.